This is a messenger RNA of Eruca vesicaria subsp. sativa (arugula), 916 nucleotides long. The record is from the annotation of a GenBank genome assembly. Lineage: Eukaryota; Viridiplantae; Streptophyta; Magnoliopsida; Brassicales; Brassicaceae.
AAGAAGAACACGGUGAAAAAAGAUGUCGAGCGGAGGAGGAUACGGAGACCCGUCGCAGAAGAUCGACUACGUCUUCAAGCUAGUCCUAAUCGGCGACUCCGGCGUCGGAAAAUCUCAGAUACUCUCUCGUUACGCCAGAAACGAGUUCAGCUUAGACUCCAAAGCCACCAUCGGCGUCGAGUUCCAAACUCGAACUCUCGUGAUGGACCAUAAGAGCGUCAAGGCCCAGAUCUGGGACACCGCUGGCCAAGAACGGUAUAGAGCGGUGACGAGUGCUUACUAUAGAGGAGCGGUUGGGGCGAUGCUUGUUUACGAUGUGACACGUAGACAGACGUUUGAUCAUAUCCCACGGUGGUUAGAGGAGUUGAGAGGACACGCGGAUAAGAAUAUUGUGAUAAUACUUGUGGGGAAUAAGUGUGAUCUUGAGGAUCAACGUGCGAUCUCGACGGAAGAUGCUAAGGAGUUUGCGGAGACGGAAGGGCUGUUUUUUCUUGAGACUUCGGCUUUGAACGCGGUCAACGUGGAGAGUGCUUUCUCUACUGUUUUGACUGAGAUUUUUAAUUUUGUGAACAAGAAGAGUCUUGUUGCUGGUGAAGGUAAUGGUGGUGAUUCGGCUUCGCUUGCUGGUAAGAAGAUUGAUAUUGUUCCUGGUCCUGCUCAGGUUAUUCCAACGAAGAGUGGCAUGUGUUGUAACUCGUAGAGAACCGAUUCAAUUUGUCUGUGUUUACUUUGUAAUUUGUAUCAUCACUUCUCAAAUGUUACAUCAAGGGCGGCCUUUUUGUUCGGGCUAUUAUUAGAAGUGUUUAAUUGAGUUUUGAGUUGUGAUUUGCUUCGAGUUAUUUAAAUGUUUGUAUCAUCACUUCACAAUGUUACAUCAACGGCCAUUUUGUUCGACGUUUCUAUGGUUAUGAGUUUG